Messenger RNA from Arabis nemorensis, 1134 nucleotides. The record is from the annotation of a GenBank genome assembly. NCBI's taxonomy places the organism in Eukaryota, Viridiplantae, Streptophyta, Magnoliopsida, Brassicales, Brassicaceae.
AUGAAAGGAGGAAGGCUUGCGAUUCGGGGAUGCUCUCAAAAGAAGAGCAAUUCGUUGUGGUCGUUGCCAGAUGAGAUGGUUGUGAAAUGCCUGGCUCACUUGUCGCGAUUGGAUCUGGCGGCCUUUGCUAUGACUUCCCAGAGACACCGGUGUCUCGUAGAUUCCUCUGAGCUCUGUGACUUGAGAUGGGAGAUGGGUUGCAUCGAGGCAUCUCUCUUCGUAUGCUUGCACUUCCCUCCAGAGACAAGCCCUCGCUGGUUCAUCUUCCACCCCGUGCAACGUCGGCUGAGACCAAUCUAUCCGCGCUUGGGUCAGUCAUUAUCAUCCUCUUUCGUGAAAAUUGAUCGGGGCAUCUUUGUUAUCGGUGGAUCCAUAAAAGGCGAUCCCACUGCGGAAGUCUGGUUUUUGGAUUGUUUCAAGCACACAUGGUACCGCAUUCCGCCAAUGAAGAUGCCUCGUGUUUUCCCAUCGGCAAGCCUGAUAGACGGGAAGAUAUACGUCUUUGGAGGCCUUCGAGAUAACGCUGCUGAUCCCUCAAACUGGGCAGAGGUAUUCGAUUUGAAGACCCGAACUUGGGAGUUUUUGUUUGUGUCUACCCCCAAGACUAUCUUUCAAAACGUGGUGAUAGACAACAAGGAGCUCUACGCGGUUGACAAGGAUGGUCAGGUCCUCUCUUUCUCACCAAGUAAAUUAGGAGGUACAUUUGUGGCAUGCGAGAAAACAGAUCAUUCUAUGCCGAGAUACAGAAACGAUUGGUGUCUCAUUGGGACAUUGUUAUUCUGCCGUGCUUUCGAUACGUUAUGGUGGUGUGAGCCAUCUGAGUUGGAUUGGAAGCAAGUCAAGGGUUUGGAAGAGGAGCUGCCACAUCCUAAGGACUGGGGAUUUUAUAUCACAAAAGUCUUCACCAACUCUGCUGGGAACAUUGUCAUCUUGUGGCACACUCAUCCUCGAGGUCUUCUUGACAAUUUGGACCUUUGGUGUGCCGAGGUUUCCGUGGAGAAACGCAUGGGAAGCAGUGAGCUUGAGCUUUGGGGCAAGUUUGAGUGGGCCAGUGCUGUCGUGGGACUCCUUGAUUACCUCCCUGUAGCAUUUGAAAUUCAUGUCUUAUAUGCUGAUUAUGUCCUUGUUGUUUAA